Messenger RNA from Jaminaea rosea, 950 nucleotides. RefSeq lists its product as hypothetical. The record is from RefSeq and is a predicted model, not a curated record. The transcript has 3 exons. The coding region runs from base 20 to 535 and encodes 171 amino acids. Lineage: Eukaryota; Fungi; Basidiomycota; Exobasidiomycetes; Microstromatales. Gene Ontology annotation, biological process: protein lipoylation; glycine decarboxylation via glycine cleavage system. Gene Ontology annotation, cellular component: glycine cleavage complex; mitochondrion; cytoplasm.
ACUACUCAUAUCAUCAACAAUGGCUGCCACCCUCACUCGAUCCGUCCUCCCUUCACUGCGUCGCUGCGCCGCGCCAUCACCGCUCAUGGCCCGCAGCAGCCUCAUGGCUCUCCAUGCCCGCACCUUGACGACGUCGAUGCCCCGCAUGGAGAUCAAGACGCGCUACACGCCAGAGCACGAGUGGGUCUCCCUCGACACCGAGACCAACAUCGGCACCGUAGGCAUCACCGACUAUGCGCAAAAGAGUCUCGGAGACGUCGUCUACGUUGAACUCCCUAGCCAGGGGAGCGAGGUCAAGCAGGGAGAGCAAAUUGGAGCAGUCGAGUCAGUCAAGGCAGCCUCGGACAUCUACUCGCCCGUAGCAGGUACCGUCACGUCGGUCAAUGACCGUCUGGCAGAUGAGGCUGGUCUCCUCAACAAGAGCCCAGAGAAGGAUGGGUGGCUGUGCCAGAUCCGCCUGCUUAACCCCUCGGAGUUCGAGACGCUCAUUGAGAAGGACGCCUACCAGAAGCUCACCGAUGAGGCUAGCGACUAGACUCUUACACGCGCCAGGAAAUAAAAGUACAAAUCCAAUGUGAAGUCUUCAAUUUCGCAGCACGGCGCAGAAAGCGAUUAUGAGAGAGUCGUGGUACACUAGGCGCCAAUAACGCGAAAGAACUUCUUGACCACACGUUUGCCUCCGUCCGCUGCAGCUGCUGUGGCCCUCUUCCUGCUCGAAGUAGCAGACGCUUCCUCGCUGACAGCGCGCCCGCUUCGACCGCCGCUAUGACUUUCGUCCUCUCCGUCAUCCUCAUCGUCACUGUCGAGCUUCAUGCUGGCGCCAGCGAUCAGCCCGACACGGUCAUACGCUGCCUCGCCUGUAGGGAGUCCAGCGGGGGCCAGAAGGUGGGCAUUGAAUGGAUUGAGACCCAGGAUGUGCGAAGCUUUGCCUGUCGUCGCCUCCACCUCGC